AUUAAAUGAAAUAAAACUUUACUACUGUUCGUAACAUUAAAAUUUUAAAGUGAUCCACUAAAAGCGAAUAAUUUUUUUCCCAUAAAUCUUCAUUUUCCCUCAAUAAACGACAACAAUCGUCAUCAUCAUCAUGAGGCUGUCAGAUCCCGGCAGGUGUUCGGUUCCCUCCGUUAAUCGUUUAGCUAUGAUCGGUGAUCGAUCCUGCGUGCGCAGCCCCGCCUCCCGCCGUGUUGUCUGACCGGAGGAUGAGGAGUCUUUAGGAGGCUAACAGCUAACGUCACGGAGCGGCGGCACCGGGAUCGUUUCUCUCGUUCCUUCAUGUUCUGACGUCGUCCAGCGGAGCCUUCGCCGUCACGAACCGGACCGGACUUCACAUGUCCGCGGCUGUGCGCUGCCGGUGGCCCGGGUAGCUCUGCCGGGAGAUGCGGCAGCAGCUAGCAGCUAGCCGUUAGCCCCGCAGCUGUUAUGUAAGAGCGGAGCGACUAGCCGCGCAGCUAACGUUAGCCGCCGCCAUGAAUGACGCGCAGCAAGAAAUGUCUCCGGACUUCGUGCUCAUGCGGCUCGUGUCCGCCGCGGAGUACGACCGGCUGGACGACCCCGACGAGCUGAUGUCCGGGGGCGGCGGGUUCGGCCCCGUCAAAGCCGUGCUGGGCCGCCGCGGCGGCGGGUUCGAUGUGGACUCUGGCGGCCCUUCGGCAGGCCUCGGCUCGGCUUCCCCGCAUUACAGCUCCCCGCUGCCCGGGAAAGGAGAGCUGAGCGGCGGGCUGGGGCUGACGCACGCCCCGUCGGGCUCGGAGGCGCCGUUGUCGCCCCCUCCGUCCGAAGACUUUGUGGACUUCUCGGUGCCGCGUGGGCACGGCUCUGCGGGGCACGGAGCGCAGCUAAUGGUGCUCCAGAACUUGCUGCGGUCCGGAGACCGGAUCCUGGAGUGCGGGCUGGAGCAGCCGCCCCCUGGCUUCCUGCAGGAGGAGGCAGAGCGACAGAGACAGCAGCUAGACCCGGUGCCCGGCACGGGUCCUGGCAGCGCGACAGCUGGUCCCGGGGGAGGAAAGGACCAGAACCCCCCUGCGCAGGAAAACCUGCAGCCGCAGCAGCUGUUGCAAUGGCACCCGGUCCUGAGGCUGGGCUCCCAGGCCCCCCAGCGGGGCGUCCCGGCUCUGGACUCGGAGUCCGGGUCAGUCCUGUGCCACACACACCACCUGCUGACAGACCGGCUGGCUAAGUGGCCCCCGGGCCUGCUGGACCAAGCCCUGCGGGCGGGGCUGCUGGAGCCCAGGAAGACCUGCCCCCCCAGGUGUCAAGACCCGGUCCUGGCUCCGGCCCAGAGGCCAGUACACCCGGGCAAGGUGAGGGAAGGAAGUGGCGGGCAGGAACUGGUGCUCUCGCUUCCUCGCUGUUCCUGCCAUGGCGUCCUGGCCUCGGGGUCCGGGGGCAUCGGGCCUGGCGAGGACCCCAGCGAGACGAGCGACGCCCUGCUGGUCCUGGAGGGUCUGGGGUCAGAGGAGGUGGGGGGACUCGCGGCAGAGUCCAGGGAUGCGGAGGACACAGAGAAAACAGAGCGGGUGGUGGGUGCAGGGACGCCUGGGGGGGCGGGGACUGUGUUCUCCAGUGGGACUCUCAGCGGGCUGAUGCGGCAGGUGCACAGACUGGCAGAGGAGGCGGGAGUGUGCACAGAUCAGAGCUGCCGGUCCUCACUCGCCGUUCUCGGCGCCACCGUGUCCCUCCCCUCCUGCGUGGACCCCCAGCCCCUCAUCGGCAGCACCGCCACCCCCUGCCCGUACCUGCCUGUCCGCCCGCCACUGUCCCAGGCUGCUGCGGUGCUCCCCGACCCCCUCCCAUCCUCUGACCCUCGCUCUCGCCCACAGCAUCAGCACCAGUCGCGCUCCCAGCCCCAGAGCCGUGCCGCUACCCCCAAACUGGGUGUGGCUUCUGGGGCAGCGGGUCGGUCAGCCUCCCCUCUGGUGGUCCUGGAGGGGGAAGGGGGUGCAGGAGGAAGGGAGGGGGAGAAGAUGCCCCGGGGGAAGUCGAGGAAGGGGGGGUCACUGAAGGUCCGGCUCAGCAAGCUAUUCAGAACCAAGAGCUCGAGUGGCGGCUCGGGGGGGCUGCUGGACAAGAGGCCGUCCCUAGCGUCGUCCACGUCGUCGGGGGGCAGCCUGUUGGACAUGUGGGGGUCCACCUGCAGCAACCCAGACCAGGAUGGCAGGCUGCAGGUAUCCAGACCUCACAGUGCCUUCUCUCCGGUGCCCUUCACUCCGGCUUUCACCGGUGAGACGGUCUCUCUGGUCGAUGUGGAUAUUUCUCAGAGGGGGGGGAACUCUCUCCACCCCCCCACUCCUCCUCCCCCUCCCAGACGGAGCCUCAGUCUGCUUGAUGAUUUUGGGGGUCCUCCUCAGCAGCACGGCCCCUUCAUGGAGCGCAGCACCGGGGCCUCCAUGCAGUCGCUGCCCCCCCGACCGAUGGCCCUGCCCCCCUCCCUCAACACCAUCCAGCACAGCCUGAGCCUCAACGACACCUUCCUGCGAGGUUUACCUCGACCCGUCCCCCUGCGGCCCGACGGGCAGCAUCCGCCCCCCCGGCUCGCCCCUCGCUGCCCGCUCAGUCGACCCGAUGCCGGCAACUUCGCCACCAGCCUCAGGGAGCUGGAGAAGUGCGGCUGGUACUGGGGGCCGAUGAACUGGGAGGACGCUGAGAUGAAGCUGAAGGGGAAACCGGACGGCUCGUUUCUGGUGCGGGACAGCUCAGACCCGCGCUACAUCCUGAGUCUGAGCUUCAGGUCGCAGGGAAUCACACACCACACACGCAUGGAGCACUACAGAGGGACGUUCAGCCUGUGGUGUCACCCAAAGUUUGAGGACCGCUGUCACUCGGUGGUGGAGUUCAUCGAGCGAGCCAUCAUGCACUCCAAGAACGGAAAGUUCCUGUACUUCCUGCGCUCGCGAGUCCCAGGUCUGCCGCCGACCCCAGUCCAGCUCCUGUACCCGGUCUCCAGGUUCAGCAGUGUUAAGUCUCUGCAGCAUCUCUGUCGCUUCUGCAUCAGACAGCUGGUCCGGAUCGACCACAUCCAGGAGCUGCCGCUGCCCACGCCUCUGAUCGCCUACCUGAGGAAGUUUUAUUACUACGACCCCGAAGAGGAGAUCAGCCCCACGCUGAAGGAGGACAAGGAGCGGGGGACGGAGGGCGGCGGCCAGCCGGGGGUCGAGUCACAAACGUAGCACCGGAGCCCGAAGCCGGCUUCUUUCCUUUUCUUUGUUUCUCGGACUCGAACACUGAAGGAUGUUCAAAAAUCAAGCUGAACUCUCAGACUUCAGCCAAUCGGCUCCCUCCGCUCAGUCCCGCAUCCGGGCGGGUUUCAGAUGAUCCACCCUCCUUUGAGCUCUCUGAUCGGCUCACGGGGAGUCGACAGGGGAGGGGCCGGGGAUGUGGAGACUCCGCCUCUCUUUUGAUGUCAUCGCUGAGCAGCCAGACGGCGAUGUUAGCUAAAAUCAGUAAAAGAGAAAGGAGCUGAGAAAGUGUCGGUCGCCUCUGGGGUCCUCUGACGAUACGAGAGGGUCUCUGAUCCCGAGAGCAGAAGGCGGUACAGAUUUAUCCCAGCUCAGAGCUCGGCGCAGCACAAAGUGUGAGAGCGUCCCCUGAAUGCACCAAAAGGUCUUUAAAUGAAUAAAACAUCACAGAAAUAAACGAAUGAUUGUACGGAGCCCC
This is a messenger RNA of Pundamilia nyererei, 3699 nucleotides long. RefSeq lists its product as uncharacterized. Gene Ontology annotation, biological process: phosphatidylinositol phosphate biosynthetic process; intracellular signal transduction. The record is from RefSeq and is a predicted model, not a curated record. Gene Ontology annotation, molecular function: 1-phosphatidylinositol-3-kinase regulator activity. The transcript is spliced from 10 exons. Lineage: Eukaryota; Metazoa; Chordata; Actinopteri; Cichliformes; Cichlidae. The coding region runs from base 513 to 3212 and encodes 899 amino acids. Gene Ontology annotation, cellular component: phosphatidylinositol 3-kinase complex.